This is a messenger RNA of Monoraphidium neglectum, 276 nucleotides long. Its product is annotated as succinyl-CoA synthetase alpha subunit. The coding region runs from base 1 to 276 and encodes 91 amino acids. Gene Ontology annotation, biological process: tricarboxylic acid cycle. Gene Ontology annotation, molecular function: succinate-CoA ligase (GDP-forming) activity; succinate-CoA ligase (ADP-forming) activity. Gene Ontology annotation, cellular component: succinate-CoA ligase complex (ADP-forming); mitochondrion. NCBI's taxonomy places the organism in Eukaryota, Viridiplantae, Chlorophyta, Chlorophyceae, Sphaeropleales, Selenastraceae. The record is from RefSeq and is a predicted model, not a curated record. The transcript has 2 exons.
AUGAUCGGAGAGAUUGGGGGCACGGCCGAGGAGGAGGCGGCGGAGUUCAUCAGGGCGUCAGGCACACAGAAGCCCGUGGUGUCAUUCAUCGCAGGCCUCACCGCCCCCCCGGGCCGCCGGAUGGGCCACGCGGGCGCCAUCAUCAGCGGCGGCAAGGGCAAGGCCUCGGACAAGAUCGCGGCGCUCGAGGCAGCGGGCGUCACCGUCACGCCCAGCCCUGCGCAGAUGGGCGUCACAAUGAAAAAAGUCAUGGCGGAGCGCGGCCUCCUAGCCUAG